AGCCCUGGGAUACUUUGUAUCUGUGUGUGUGUGUGUGCAGGGAUUCCAUUGCAGGGAGCAGUAGAACUACCAGGUGAUCGGUAAGAGAGCAGGAUCCCUUCAGAGGCUGUAACAAUAGGCUUCUUGCAGCAAUCAUACUGAGAUUGACCCCUGCUGGUACCCGUAGUGGCAGGUCCAUAUAGUCUGCCUUGGGAGGACUGCCCAGCUCACAGCAUCCUGCAGGGCUCUAGCUGUGGGCAGACACCAGCUCACAAGGCACAAUGUUUCUUGAACUCCUAUUAGCCGUCAUUGCUGGGGCAGUGCUUUACCACUUCAUUUUCCGGAAAAACAAUGAGGAAUUGCCAAUGGGUGAUGGGUGGUGGGGACCUGGCCAGAGACGAGAGAGCGAGGAAGAUGAAAGCAUUCGACCUUUCAAAAUUGAAACAACCGAUGAAGAAUUAAAUGACUUGUUCCAUCGUAUUGACCAGACUCGUUACUCAGAGCCUCUGGAGGGCAGCCGCUUUAAUUAUGGAUUCAACUCCACCUAUCUCAGGAAAGUGGUUUCUUACUGGAGAAAUGGUUUUAACUGGAGGAAACAAUUGGACAUAAUUAAUAAGUACCCGCAUUUCAAAACCAAAAUCGAAGGUAUCGAUGUUCAUUUCAUUCAUGUGAAGCCGACAAACCUCCCCGCUGGUCGGUCUGCCAAGCCUAUUCUCAUGGUGCACGGCUGGCCAGGAUCAUUCUAUGAGUUUUACAAGAUCAUCCCUUUCCUGACUGAUCCCAGGAGCCACAGCCUGAGCGAUGACCAAGUCUUUGAGGUGAUCUGCCCGUCCAUUCCUGGAUAUGGCUUCUCUGAACCAUCUCACAAACAAGGCUGCAAUUCCGUUGAAGUUGCCCGCAUCUUCUACAAGCUAAUGCAGAGGUUGGGCUUCCGCGAAUUCUACACUCAAGGAGGAGACUGGGGAUCCCUCAUCUGUACAAACCUGGCACAGAUUGCUCCCAGCAAUGUCAAAGGGCUACACCUUAACAUGGUGGCUGUGUCUGGCUCCAAUUCAAGGUUGCCCCAGCUGCUGUCCGUCCUCUUUGGCCAGCGGUUUCCAGGACUGUUUGGCUUGCAAGAAGAAGAUGUGCGAAGGAUGUUUCCUUUUUCAAGCAAAGUGUUUUACCAUCUUGUAAAGGAAAGCGGAUACAUGCAUCUCCAGGCCACCAAACCUGAUACAGCAGGGUGUGGAUUAAAUAGCUCCCCAGUUGGACUUGCUGCGUACAUACUGGAGAAAUUUUCCACUUGGACUGACCGUGAUUUUCGUGAUUAUGAAGAUGGUGGACUUGAAAGGAAGUUCACCUUGGACGACCUUCUAACCAACAUUAUGAUUUACUGGUUGUCCGGCUCGAUUGUGUCUUCUAUGAGGUUUUACAAGGAGAAUAUCGGCAAGGGGCUUGGUGCUGCCAAGCAUGAGACAGUACUUGUCAAGGUUCCAACUGGUGUCGCCUCCUUCCCCAACGAGCUGAUGCAUUGCCCCCUCUACUGGGCCAAGCAGAAAUACGUCAACAUUAUCUCAUUUAAUUACAUGCCACGAGGGGGUCACUUUGCGGCUUUUGAAGAGCCAGAAAUUCUGGCUAAAGAUAUCCAGCAAUUUGUAGCUAAAGUAUCUCAAAAAUAAGAACCAGCCCCAUGGAGGCUUUUAUAUCAGAGCUGACCUACUAUUAUAAGGACAUUCCCACCAUUUCCAUCCAGCCAUAGAUGAUGAUAAUGGAAGUUCUGCAGCACAAUUCACCUGGAUACCUCUGAGUGUUGAUUUUGGCUGAAACAAUUCUAGGUUUGUGUUAGGAUAAUAUUUUGUACGAGUCACUUAAAAUUGGUGUGAAUUUAAAACCACUAUUCUAUGCAAAUGCUUUGGUAGAGAAUUUAUAUUUUUAGAGAUUGAUUAAUAAACUAAAAGUGCGAAUACACAUAUAAGCUAUAAAUACAUUGCUAAAUAUUUUGUUAUUAAUACGGAGGCCUUGCUUGUUAUAGCGUAAAUUUUCUAAGAAAUAGUACGGGAAAAAUGUUUGGGUUUGUUUCUUUCUUAAUUAUGUUAAUCAUGGGGG
This is a messenger RNA of Pelobates fuscus (common spadefoot toad), 2067 nucleotides long. It is a transcript of the gene EPHX1, whose product is annotated as epoxide hydrolase 1. Gene Ontology annotation, molecular function: epoxide hydrolase activity. Lineage: Eukaryota; Metazoa; Chordata; Amphibia; Anura; Pelobatidae. Gene Ontology annotation, biological process: epoxide metabolic process. The record is from RefSeq and is a predicted model, not a curated record. The transcript has 9 exons. Bases 261 to 1640 code for a protein of 459 amino acids.